GUCAACAGAUUUCUGCAUGAUUUGCAUAAACAGCAGGACUUCACGACGGACUUUGAGAAAAUUCAGCCAACGCGCGAGGCGCUAGCUAAGUUGUUUGGAGACCUUGUCGAUUCACAUCACUUCGACCACACAUUCAGUAUCAAUCUAGACGCCCUUGAUAAUGCAGUCACUGCCUUCAAGCCCGCUACCUACGGCGAUGCUAAGUGCCCCUUACUCCUCAAUGCUCUGAAAGCAGGCUUCACCCCUCUCGUCGAGGAGCUCAAGAAGGCAUACGUGAGCAGUUACUCCGGGAGACAAUUGCAAGAGGAGGAACUAGGACACUACGCCAAAAUCUGUUGGACCAUCACGCCCAUCUUAUAUCAAGAAUUGACCGCCUUCAAAGAUCACCUUGAUAUUGAUGGUUGGACCACCCAUAAAAUCUAUGACGCCCAAACACCCACCUCCAGCCUCCACGCUCUCUUCUUCCGCGACAACGGGUAUGACGUCCAUCGUCCUGAGAACGCUGAGCAUGGCGAACUGAAUCACAGACAAGACUUCAAUGGUAGCAGCAUUCUCAAACACCUAACCAAUCCACAUGAACUGUUCAGUCAACGGUCAUCUCCCGUCACCGGCAUCCCUCAAUCGACAUCCGGGUCGGACGAGCUAGGUGUAACCAUCGCGGAGGAGUGUGGUCUCAUCCAAAAACUCUAUGAUUUCCUGCAGACGUACUUCAAAGUCUGCCACCUUACCCGUAUUGACAAACCCCGGGCUCCAUGCUCCGUUUACGAAAUUCUCGUCUGGUGCAACGGCCUGCAGUUCAACCCCGUAUACGAGAAGCUCAAGGCGCAAGUUAGGUCUGAGUUCAUGAAGGAGGACAAGGAAAGGCCGGGUGAGAAGAAGCUGCAGCCCUUCGAAGCGCACCCAUAUCCAAUCAAAUACGGUGACGUAGAAGCGGAGCUCUACUAUGUGUCUGCCAACUCCCACGCCGUCCUCACCGCUAUCCUAGGUCACGGUCACAAGGACGGAAUUUACGCGUGUGAGUUCUCUAGCAACUCGCUAAAAUUAGAUUACCCUACCAAUAUGAUUCAGCUGCUGUGCACGUUGUUCGACCUGCUCAAGCGCCUCUACCACCAGCUGUACUUCCUGCUGCAGCAGUGUCAACUUACAACUCAGCUCAGCGGCUGGAAGGACUGUCACUACGGCAGGUACAUCGGUGGGUCAGGCUGGCAGUGCAACACAAAGCAGUGCCCUAAGCAAGACUGCGACCAAAGGCACGACCAAAGUGGUGACCAAACGGGGUGGGCAGUAUCCCAACUGCGGCGUCAAGUCGCCACUGCAAUCGUUCUUGGAGGACGUACACCUGGUAUGCCGUGCAGGACGCCAAUGGGCUUCGCUGAUAUCGGUGCCACCGCGUCGCAUACGAUGAUGGGCCAGGAUAUACGCGAGGUGCUUUACAAUUUCUGUGGGAGUGCAAAAUCUCCUCUUACUAAACUGUGCAGUUACUUGAACUGCCUGCUACCCAGUGCGCCGAAAACGCUGGCGGACAUGUUCAGCUUCUACUAUCACCUCACCGAUCGCUGGGGUAUGCAUGGUCAACAGCAUAAACAACAGGCAUUUACGGAACAAGUUAAAGCUGCCAAUUUCGGACGUCAGUAUACUGGGUUAAACGUAUACCACUUAUUUACCCCUAGUCACUCAGCAUUGAAGAAGGGCCACUCCGAUGGUAGCCUGGGCAGUCUCGUAUGCUUAUCAAGGGAAGCCGUCGUAUGCGGUCCUUUUUUGCGUCCCAUCGGUCACGCCAUCUACGAGACGUUCUCAUCAAAACACGCCGAUAAGUAUUUGUCGUGGAUCGUUUACCUGACCGCGACGUUCUACGAUCUGCUGAAGAAAUUGUAUGACGAGUGCAAUUCCAAAUGCGGUUCCAGGGGAUCGAAUUGCCAUGGAAAAGCGUGCAUCAAGGAGUGCAGAACUACAUCCAAACAUGAUCCGCCACGAUAUCACGAUCGCAAAUGCAAAUCCAUUGUAAGCUGCAAUAACACGAUGCCAACAUUGGCGAAAUACGGCUUCGUUCUCGGCGAUCCGGAAAGGCUGAACGGAAGUGAACGAUCGCAAAAGAAACGCACGUGCAGAGAUUUCUGUGAUGUAUUUAAAGAGGCAUUUGAGAAGGACUCACAUCUUGUGCAGUUCUUCAAAGCCAUUGAUAAUUUCAUGUUCACCAUCCGCGCACCUUUCUUGUGGAUGACCGUGGCGCUCUGGUCGCUAUCCCUCUUCUACCUCAUCUGCGUAAUGGUUGGCAGGCUGGAUGUGCUCCACAUACGCUCACACCUGAGGAUACCGUCGUCGCACAAGAUUACAGCGCAAUCAUUGUUGGCUGCAGCGCAAGUCGGAAGGCUUGCCAAGAUAUCGUACCUGCAACCGUAA
Babesia bigemina is the source of this 2400-nucleotide messenger RNA. NCBI's taxonomy places the organism in Eukaryota, Apicomplexa, Aconoidasida, Piroplasmida, Babesiidae. The record is from the annotation of a RefSeq genome assembly.